AUGUCUAUUUCCACAACCGAACCCAAUGCGUACUUUGUCGAAAACUGGGAUACCGAGGGCCUUGUCCUUUACCUCCAAGCGCAGGGCCUAAAACUUGACAAUGAGGACUUCGCUAUUAUCCGCAAAGAAAAAAUCAAUGGCCUCUCCUUCCUCGAUAUGACCGAAGAAAAGUUUCGUAAUAUUGGUUUGGCAUUAGGACCGGCAACACUUCUUGCAAAAGAGGUCAAGGUACUCAAGGACAACACGAAAAGGGCAUACUCGUCAUAUCGUACUUUGAACGAUUUUAAAGCAGUCCUAGCGAAGUAUGGAAUUAUAAGUGGGGACAUAACUCGCAUUCCGCAAUUUACACCAGUCACAUUCAAAAUCGGCGAAGAUAAUCCGGCGUUCAAGUUUUGCGUUGAAGAUAUACUUCGCAGGAUAAAGAACAUGGGACCAGUAGUAGAUACUAACGAGGCAAUGCAGUGUGAAUACUUUUCGACAAUCUUGCAUGCAUCUGUUAGUCUUCUCGAAGGUUUGGUUAUCUCUCCUCAGGCCAAUAUAGUUGGCGAAGAAAAUACUGACCGUGUCGACUAUGCGAUCAAAAAAAUAAUCAAUGAAAUGUUGGAGGAAAUUAUUUGCAUAACCCAGGGUAAACAAAAUCAGGCCACAAUGGGUAUUUGCCAGAAUUUGGUGCAAUGUCGAAGCGCGUGUGAUAUGAAUCUAGAUAUGAUCAAGAAAAAGCGGAAGGUCGACGAAGUAUUCGAAGCCGGCUAUGACUAUGUCUAUGGUAUAGUCAGUACCGGAACAGACUGGUACUUUAUCCUUCACACUACCGACGCCAUCUAUUGUACGAGUAAAACCGAAUACCGCAUCUCGCUUACAGAAGCCGUCCUCGAAGAUGAUACCGAGUUGCGAAAAAGUGUUAAGAGGAUUUUAGAGGUAAUAGUGGGAUUAUUAAAAGAUAGGCUGUCUGCUAGUGAUGAACCAGCGACUAAGAAGAGGUGUGUGCAAGAGAAAAUCAGCAGAGCUGGCAUGGCCAAAAAAUGA
Molecule: messenger RNA, 1026 nt
Organism: Paraglomus brasilianum
Lineage: Eukaryota; Fungi; Glomeromycota; Glomeromycetes; Paraglomerales; Paraglomeraceae
Source: the annotation of a GenBank genome assembly